AUGGCGAGCCAUCUCUUCACCUACGGAGGAGCCGCCGCCCAAUCAGCUCCGCCUCCCGCCCCUCCCCUCUCCACCGUCUACACCCCCCGCUCCCUCGCCCAAUCCUACCUCUCCGACCCGGUGGCCCAACGUUACCUCUCCGGGUCCGACCCUCUCUCCACCUCCUCCAUGUACUUCUCCGCCUCCGACGGCCUCGGCGCUUACUCCGACGCCGCCAGGGCCACGUCAUACAUGAUGUCAUCCUGGCCCGCCCCGGAUGCCGAACCCGCCCCGCCCGGCUUCAAACGCUCCUCUGAAGCGCUCUACCAUCAGGCUCUUUUGGGUGCCCAUGAUCCGAUUGGGCAAAUGGAAGCUUGGUAUUCCACAAAUCCUUUAGCAAAGCGACCUAGAUUCGAGAAUACAAGCUUGCCUAUUUAUCCACAGAGGCCAGGAGAGAAAGAUUGUGCCCACUAUAUGCAAACAAGAACGUGUAAAUUUGGAGAGGCCUGCAAGUUUGACCAUCCUAUUUGGGUUCCUGAGGGUGGAAUCCCAGAUUGGAAAGAGGUUCCACUUGCUGCUCCAAGUGAGUCCCUUCCUGAAAGACCUGGAGCGCCAGAUUGUCCAUACUUUCUGAAAACUCAAAGAUGCAAGUUUGGUCUUAGAUGCAAGUUUAAUCAUCCAAAGGACAAACUGGCUACUGCGGGUGCUUCGGAAAAUGGUGAUGUUAAUGCCUUACCUGAGAGGCCUUCUGAACCCCCAUGUGCAUUCUACUUGAAAACUGGGCAAUGCAAGUAUGGUGCAACCUGCAAAUUUAAUCACCCAAAAGACAUCCAGAUACCAUCAACCACUCAAGAGAAUAAAUCUGCCGAAACUGAGACAGCUCUUAAGACGGAAAGCAGUGAAGUUGCUGUGAAGCCUCUUGUUUCAUUCACUCCAGCACUAUUAUAUAAUUCCAAAGAGCUUCCUGUGAGACCGGGUGAAGCUGAUUGUCCAUUCUACCUGAAGACUGGAAGUUGCAAGUAUGGGGCCACUUGCCGGUACAACCACCCUGAUAGAUAUGAUAUCAAUCCACCUGUUGCUGCAAUCAGUUAUCCUCUUCCAGCGCCUUCAGUUGCUGGUUUUAACUUAGGAGUUGCUAAUCCAUCUGCCUUCACUUACCAAACUUUGGGGCAAACAACGAUGGGAGUGAACCCUACUGUCUAUCCUCAGCGCUUCGGACAAACUGAGUGUGAAUACUAUAUGAAGACUGGGGUUUGUAAGUAUGGUGCACAAUGCAGAUUCCAUCACCCAAUAGAUAGGCCAGCAGUGCCGUUGUCAACAACAAAACCAUCUCAACAAGAAAAUGUGAAGCUAACACUAGCUGGACUACCUAGGAGAGAGGGUGCUGUUAUAUGUGUGUACUACCUUAAAACUGGCACAUGCAAGUAUGCCGCAUCCUGCAGAUUUGACCACCCACCUCCUGGUGAAGUUGUAGCAAUGGCAGCAUCACAAGCAAAAUCUGAUUCUACUGGAGGGAAAGCAUAAGCAGCUGAAUCCACACCACAGCAGCAGUAGGCUCCAGAAUGAAGAAGAGAUGAGGCCUCGGAAGGAGGUUUGUGUCAAAAGUAUUGCCAUCUGCGGUGGUCUAUUUUGUACCAUGUUUCUGAGCAUAAUGGUUUAUAAAAUAUUGCCCCUAUCAGCCAUUCUUUAUGCUCUGAGUAUAAGGACGUGCAAGUGUUGACCUAUUCGUUCUCCUUUAUUAAGCUGAGUCUCUCUGCAUGUAC
Molecule: messenger RNA, 1742 nt
Organism: Fragaria vesca subsp. vesca
Lineage: Eukaryota; Viridiplantae; Streptophyta; Magnoliopsida; Rosales; Rosaceae
Product: zinc finger CCCH domain-containing protein 37-like
Exons: 12
Coding region: 1-1503 (500 amino acids)
Molecular function (GO): mRNA binding; metal ion binding
Source: RefSeq, a predicted model, not a curated record